ACAUUGAUUUGAAGAUUUCAAAUUUAAAUAUGCGGAUCCUUGAAAAUGGUACCAAAUAUUUCAAAAAAUUGACAUUUUAUUAUGUUUUAUGUGUUAUUUGAAUAAUUUGUUCAGGUGAGGGGAGGGGAGGUGGUAUCUCCCUAUCUUCCGUAUAUAAACCCUCCAAGCCAAACUCUAACUUUCAUACUGCUUUUCUCUCGAACGCAGCCCUUGUCUUUAUUUUAAUUACUUCUUGUCAUUUUGCCAUAUUAGACUAGCGAAUGGCCAGUGAACCACUCCUAGUUUCACCAAAAAGCCUCAAGACUAUUUUAGGAGAACCAAGGUUAAGAUCAAGCAAGAGGAAUACAGCCAUUCUAAAAGAUGGCUUAACCACCAUCAUUCACUCCACCAUUCUUAAAAACCAAGAAUCCAACGAACCCUUUUAUGUGCUCGAUUUGGGCGCUGUCAUCAGCCUCAUGGACAAGUGGAUUCGGACCCUACCUACCGUUCGACCUUUCUACGCUGUCAAGUGCAAUCCCCAGCCGGCUUUCCUAGAUACCAUGGCAGCGCUUGGCUCGGGCUUUGACUGCGCGAGUCGGGUUGAGAUCGAAUCCGUUUUGGCCCUUGGAGUUUCUCCGGACCGUAUCAUUUUUGCGAAUCCUUGUAAAUCAGAAUCUCAUAUUAAGUACGCCGCCAGCGUUGGUGUUAACCUAACAACUUUCGAUUCCAAGGACGAAAUCGAAAAGAUACGAAAGUGGCACCCCAAAUGUGCUCUUUUGAUCCGAAUCAAAGCUCCGGAUGACGGUGGAGCCAGGUGCCCGUUGGGUCCCAAGUACGGGGCUCUCCCUGAGGAAGUCACACCUCUUCUACAAGCAGCUCAGGCUGCUCAGCUCUCUGUAACCGGCGUCUCAUUCCAUGUGGGAAGUGGAGCCACAAAUUCGCUUGUAUACAAAGGAGCCGUAGAGGCCGCCAAGCUCGUAUUCAAAAAGGCGACUCAGCUUGGCAUGCCUAGAAUGAAUGUGUUGAACAUCGGCGGCGGCUUUACUUCUGGCCAACAAUUUGAACAAGCGGCUCCAGCGGUAAAAGCAGCUAUUCAGACUUACUUCUCGGAUGAACCCGGGUUGAGCGUCCUUGCGGAGCCAGGCCGAUAUUUCGCGGAGUCGGCUUUCACAUUAGCCGCCAACAUUAUAGGGAAGCGCGUUAGAGGGGAGCUUAGAGAGUAUUGGAUCAACGACGGGAUUUACGGGUCCAUGAACUGUAUACUCUACGAUCAUGCAGUCAUGAAAUGCGAGGCCCUCGCAUGCGCGUCCAACGGUUCGAACCCCACGUGCAAAGGAGCCAAAAGGUACAGUUCAACGGUGUUCGGGCCCACGUGCGAUGCGCUUGAUACUGUUUUGACCGGCUACCUGCUACCUGAACUGGAGGUCAACGAUUGGCUUGUGUUCCCCAACAUGGGUGCCUAUACAGCGGCUGCUGGUUCCAAUUUUAAUGGGUUCAAUACAGCUUCCAUUUUGACGUACCUCGCCUACUAAAUCCAAAUUAACCUCUAUUUACUACUCAUUCUCACUGAGGGAAGGGCCAAGGGACUAUCUUCUUCUAACUCUAUCUCCCGAAUAUAUAUAUAUAUAUAUAUAUAUCUAAUGAACCAAUGUCUCUAGCAUAUACCAGUAGUUCAUAGCCUGCAAUAUGUACUUUGUCUCAUAUUUUAUAUGGUUAAAUCGAACUUCUUUGAUAA
Ziziphus jujuba (common jujube) is the source of this 1714-nucleotide messenger RNA. RefSeq names its product ornithine decarboxylase. The record is from RefSeq and is a predicted model, not a curated record. Gene Ontology annotation, cellular component: cytoplasm. Bases 261 to 1511 code for a protein of 416 amino acids. The transcript has a single exon. Gene Ontology annotation, molecular function: ornithine decarboxylase activity. NCBI's taxonomy places the organism in Eukaryota, Viridiplantae, Streptophyta, Magnoliopsida, Rosales, Rhamnaceae.